Messenger RNA from Pipistrellus nathusii (Nathusius's pipistrelle), 1668 nucleotides. NCBI's taxonomy places the organism in Eukaryota, Metazoa, Chordata, Mammalia, Chiroptera, Vespertilionidae. The record is from the annotation of a GenBank genome assembly.
AUGGAUCAGUCCAGAAUUCUCCUCUGGGUGAAAGCGGAACCCUUUAUAGUGGGUGCCUUACAGGUCGCCCCUCCAUCCAAGUUCAGUCUUCACUACCUCAGGAAGAUAUCCACCUAUGUGCGAACCCGGGCCACAGAGGGAGCUUACCCACGCCUGUACUGGUCAACCUGGAGGCACAUUGCAUGUGGGAAGCUGCAGUUGGCUAAGGAUCUGGCGUGGCUUUACUUUGAAAUAUUUGAUAGUCUUGCAGUGAAGACAGCGGAAGAGCGCCUGGAAUGGUCUGAGAUUCUGUCCAACUGCACAUCUGAGGAUGAAGUCGAAAGGCAGAGAAAUCAGCUCUCAGUGGACACCCUACAAUUUCUGCUCUUCUUAUACAUACAACAGUUAAAUAAAGUCUCCCUGAGGACAUCUUUGAUUGGAGAAGAAUGGCCUAGUUCCAGAAACAGAUCUCAAUCUCCUGACCUGACUGAAAAAUCCAGUUGUCAUAAUAAGAACUGGAAUGAUUAUAGUCACCAAACGUUUGUCUAUGAUCAUCUGUCAGAUCUCCUUGAGCUGCUUUUAGAUCCAGAACAACUCACUGCAUCGUCUCAUUCGACUAAUACUAGUUUAGUCUCAAGAGAAGCUGUGGUGGCACUCAGCUUUCUUAUUGAAGGUGCAGUGAGGAGAACCAGGAAGAUAUACCCACUUCAUGAGCUUGCACUGUGGCAACCACUACAUGCAGAAAGUGGCUUCUCAAAGAUUUCUAAGACCUUUUCUUUCCAUAAGUUGGAAGCCUGGUUGAGAUCCUGUUUGACUGGGAAUCCAUUUGGUACCUCUGCUUGCCUCAAGUCUGGAAAGAAAUUGGCUUGGGCUCACCAAGUUGAAGGGGCGACCAAAAGAGCCAAGAUUGCUUGUAAUACUCAUGUAGCCCCUAGGAUGCAUCGCAUGGUGGUGAUGAGCCAGGUUUACAAGCAGACACUGGCCAAGAGCUCAGAUACUCUGGUGGAGGCACACGUAAAGAUUCAUCGUUGCAAUGAAUCUUUUAUAUAUCUGCUCUCUCCCUUACGGUCUGUGACAAUUGAGAAAUGCAGAAAUAGUACCUUUGUCCUCGGCCCUGUACAGACUGCUCUUCACCUCCACAGCUGUGACAACAUUAAAGUCAUUGCUGUUUGUCAUCGUUUGUCCAUGUCUUCCACAACAUGCUGCAUCUUUCACAUUUUGACACCUACACGCCCACUUAUUCUCUCUGGGAACCACAAAGUAACUUUUGCCCCUUUUCACACCCAUUACCCAAUGCUGGAGGACCAUAUGGCCAAAACUGGCCUUGCUACGGUGCCUAACUAUUGGGACAAUCCAAUGAUUGUGUGCAAAGAGAACAGAGACACAAGUGUCUUCCGACUCUUACCACCUUGUGAAUUCUAUGUAUUUAUUAUUCCCUUUGAAAUGGAAGGGGACACAACAGAGAUACCUGGGGGUCUUCCAUCUUCAUAUCAGAAAGCACUGGGCCAUAGAGAGCAGAAAAUACAUAUCUGGCAGAAAACUGUGAAGGAGGCUCGUCUGACAAAGGAUCAAAGGAAACAGUUCCAGGUGCUUGUGGAGAAUAAGUUUUAUGAGUGGUUGAUUAAUACAGGACAUCUUCAACAGCUGGACAGUCUUGUGCCCCCUGCAACCAAACAAGCAACAGGAUAA